Molecule: messenger RNA, 195 nt
Organism: Cucurbitaria berberidis CBS 394.84
Lineage: Eukaryota; Fungi; Ascomycota; Dothideomycetes; Pleosporales; Cucurbitariaceae
Exons: 2
Coding region: 1-195 (64 amino acids)
Source: RefSeq, a predicted model, not a curated record
AUGCCUGUGCAGCCGGACGACCUCCUGCUUUCUCUGCAGUCAUCUCUACGCAACGCACUCUCGACCUUCGGCCCUAACAGCUCUCAAUAUCGCAACAUUCAGCUAAUGGUCGAUGAGCACAUGGCGAAAACUGCACUUGCGAACCUCACAAUAUCAUCACAUGGGCCUCGGCAACAGGACGAUCAGAAGGUGUAG